Molecule: messenger RNA, 2885 nt
Organism: Oryctolagus cuniculus (rabbit)
Lineage: Eukaryota; Metazoa; Chordata; Mammalia; Lagomorpha; Leporidae
Gene: P2RX6
Product: purinergic receptor P2X 6
Biological process (GO): response to ATP; calcium ion transmembrane transport
Cellular component (GO): cell junction; plasma membrane
Molecular function (GO): extracellularly ATP-gated monoatomic cation channel activity; purinergic nucleotide receptor activity; ATP binding
Source: RefSeq, a predicted model, not a curated record
CUGCCAGAGGCUGGGAGAGCGCGUUGCGUCGCGUCGCGCCUAGAACUCUGCCCGGGGAUGUGGGCGGGCCCUGUGGCAGCACUGACCAAUAGAAUAUGGCGUACGGCGAACGGGUUCCCUCAGCAGCCAAUAGCGAUGCUCCUCCCGCCUCCCGGGCGCCGGUCGCCCCGGCAACCGGGUGUUGUAGGUUGCGGACCUACGACACCCGGUUGCGCUGCCUCCCCAGGGCGGCUAAGACCCGCGCGGCUGACCAGGCAGAAGGCUGGGUGCCUUGCGGGCGUUUGUUCUUCCCGCCUCCCUGUGAGGUUCAGCAGCGCCCCCCUUUAUGGACUGGGAAACACGCCUGACUCCCCAACAUUGCUUGUUGACCUUCAGAAUCUGCACGCUCAGCGGUCACUUCUUCCUGGUGCCCUCCGGGGACACGAGAGGACAGCCCCCUUCUGGGCUCCUGCAGCCCCCAUGCCCUCCUCUCACGGCACUUAGAACACCUGUCAUUCCCUAUCUCAGGCACGGAACUGCUCCUCUCUGCUCCCAGGGCCCCACAGAGGGACUCUGCAGACGAUGGGAGACCCAGGGCAGCUGGGGCUUGGGACUGAGCCCAGAACUCUUGGUCGAGGCUGGUGUCCCUUUAACAGCGUCUGGCCUGGCCAGCCUGUUCAGCUGCCUGCAGCUGCCGUGCUGACUCAUGUGUCCCGGCAGCCGGCAGAGGCUGAGAGCAUGGGCUCCCGGGGGGCUGUGGCUUACUGGGGGCUUCUGGAUUACAAGACGGAGAAGUAUGUGAUGACCAGGAACUGGCGGGUAGGCGCCCUGCAGAGGCUGCUGCAGCUGGGAGUUGUGGCCUAUGUGAUAGGGUGGGCCCUCCUCACCAAAAAAGGCUACCAGGAGCGGGACCUGGACCCGCAGAUUUCCGUCAUCACCAAACUCAAAGGGGUUUCUGUGACCCAGAUCAAGGAGCUGGGUAACCGGCUGUGGGAUGUGGCUGACUUCGUGAAGCCACCGCAGGGAGAAAAUGUGUUCUUCUUGGUGACCAAUUUCCAGGUGAUACCGGACCAAGUUCAAGGCAGAUGCCCAGAGCAUCCCUCUGUCCCGCUGGCUAAUUGCUGGACCGACGAGGACUGCCCUGAAGGGGAGACAGGGACAUACAGCCAUGGCAUCAAAACGGGCCAGUGUGUGGUGUUCAAUGGGACCCACAAGACCUGUGAGAUCUGGGGCUGGUGCCCAGUGGAGGGUGACACCGUGCCUAAGAGGCCCCUGCUGGUCCAGGCGGAGAACUUCACCCUGUUCAUCAAAAACACCGUGACCUUCAGCAAGUUCGACUUCUCCAAAUCCAAUGCCUUGGAGACCUGGGACACCAACUAUUUCAAACACUGCCGCUACCAUCCACACUCCAGCCCCUACUGCCCCGUGUUCCGCAUCGGGGACCUUGUGGCUGAGGCCGGGGGAGACUUUGAGGACUUGGCGUUGCUGGGCGGCUCCGUGGGCAUCAGCAUUCACUGGGAUUGCGACCUGGACGCCGGGGGUUCAGAUUGCUGGCCCCACUACUCCUUCCAGCUGCAGCAGAGGAGCUACAACUUCAGGACAGCCACUCACUGGUGGGAGGCUUCAGGUGUGGAGGCCCGGAGCCUGCUCAAGCUCUACGGAAUCCGCUUUGACAUCCUCGUCACUGGGCAGGCAGGGAAGUUCGGGAUCAUCCCCACGGCCAUCACAGUGGGCACGGGAGCUGCAGGGCUCGGCGUGGUCACCUUCCUCUGUGACAUGCUGCUGCUGUAUGUGGACAGAAAAGCCCAUUUUUACUGGAAGAAAAAGUAUGAGGAGGCAAAAGCCCCAAAGAUGACUGCCAAGCCCGCAUGGAUCAAACCUGCUUUCUCACUCGGAGCCCGGCCGCCCAGGUGCCCAAGGCAGGCCUCAGCGCCUGCCCCCAGGCCAGCCCAUUCCUGAGCCUGUACUGUCCCCUGCUUGGGUGCUUGGGGGUUGGGGCCCUGCCUGGGGGACCUCAGGGACAAAGCCCCUAUAGGAGUGUGGUGGGGGGAAAGGGAAGAAUUCUCCUCCAACUCCUGGACUGACCGUCCCUCUGGGGCCUGGGGAAACACAGAAGCCACGUUUUUGUUUGGAGGAGAGCAGUGGAGAUGGGGUCGGCCAUGGAGACGGUGACAGGUAGAGGGCCACCCCUCCCCCAGCUGAUGAGUGCCAGGCAGUGGGGCCAGAGUUGGCAAUCCUUGGCUCCUUGGGGACCUCCUAUAUGCCUCUUUGGAGACCCCCAACUCCUUAGAACCUGCACACCACCGGAGUUCCGGCACCCUAGGGGUGGGAGACUGUUCGUCUGGGGUUCAUUGCACUCUGGGUCACAUCUAGGAACCUGUCAGGGCAGCUGCCCACUCUGCCUGUGGGAGGUCCUGACCCUGACCUUGGGCAGAGCAGAGUGGCUGGAUGGAACGUCCCCAAUACAGGACAUAGAGCUCCUCCUCAGGCUGGCCAGGUUCUGGCACUGGAAUCCCCCUGGUGUGGGGGGGGGGGCAAGUCCUACCAAUCUCCCUGUGCCCCCCAACCCAUGGUCCAAACUCUCACUUGAUCCCAGCGUGGGGCAGGGAUUUGGGGGGUACCCACCCCAGAGAGGUGAGGGGCUGCCUUCUCCUGCUGGGGAGGGCACCUGCGAGGGGUGGAGUCACCUGGGGCUUGCAUCUGGACUUUUCUGGCACUUGCAGCCUCUGCAAAGCCCUUAGGCUCCCUGCCACCUUCAGUCCCCUGAGACUCAUCUCUAGGGAAGCAGGCUCUGAGGGGCUGGGCAUGGGGCGAAGCCUCCUGGUUCCUGGAGGCAGGUCACAUGGCCCCAUCAUCCUCUGGGAAAGCGGACGUCACUGCUGGAGUAAAGUGUGCCAAAGCCAGCA